Messenger RNA from Didymodactylos carnosus, 1343 nucleotides. Lineage: Eukaryota; Metazoa; Rotifera; Eurotatoria; Philodinida; Philodinidae. The record is from the annotation of a GenBank genome assembly.
GCGAAAUCUCUUCUCGAAAAACAAAGUUUUAAAGAAUCAUGUACGUAUAAUUAUUUCACAAAAUUGCCCAUGAUCCCACGAUCUAUAGAAUAGAACUUUCAUUAUCUGUAAUUAUCAGGGUGUAUUUAUCUCAACAUACCGGUUUUUAGUCAGAUGUAUUUCCUGUUUAGUUAUGGAACAAUCUUAAUAAAAGAAAUAAUUCGGCCUAUGCACAUUCCUCAAUCAAACCAUCUUCGAACUUGUAUCCUGUUCUUCCUGUUAUUAAUUUUUCACCAUUUGCAUGUGAUAAUGAAAAUGACAGCCAGUUGUCGACUCAGGAAACAAAAAAUAUUAUUCAAAAUUUAGCAAAUGCAUGUGAACAUGUUGGCUUCUUUUAUGCCAUUGGUCAUGGUAUUUCAAAUAAUUUACUCACUCGCACAUUAGCAGUGACGCGUGAAUUUUUUAAUCUGGAUUUAGAAAUAAAAAAUAAAUAUGCAGUGAGACAAUAUUUGAAUUCUCCGGCAAACAUGUCAUCUAAUCAACGGGGUGGUUUUGGUCGAGGUUAUCAAAGUCUUGGAGAAAAUGUGACAAAUCAACGACGAGAUCGUCAUGAAGGCUUCGAUUUAUAUCGUGAACUAGAAAGUAAUCAUCCAAUUCGAAAAUUAUUUGAACAAAAUCCAAAUAGUGAUAAGUUACCAGAUUAUCGUGAAUUAGCGAUAGGAUAUAAUCCUUAUCCUCAAGAACCAUUACCAUCUGGAAUAUUUUAUGAUGUUAUGUCUGAAUAUAUAGCAAACAUGAAACAUGCCGGUGAACGAAUAAUGCGUGCAAUAGCUCUUUCACUCAAUUUACCAUUAAAUUAUUUUGCCUCAACAUUUAACGAUUCAUUUUGGGUAAUUCGUUGUAUUCGAUAUCCAGCUGUCGAACCGAGUACACAACACGAUAAAGAAUAUGGAGAAGGAUGUGGUGAACACUCAGAUUAUGGAUGGCUUACAUUUGUUAAUCAAGAUCUCGAUUCAAAAAAUUGUUUAUAUGUAAAAAUGAAUAAUGAACAAAAUUCUUCAACAUAUGUUUCAGCUGAUCCAAUUAUUGUCAAUAAUGAAAUUGCUUUAACAUGUAAUAUUGGUGAUAUACUCUCAUUUAUAACACAGGGAAAAUAUCGUUCAACAUUACAUCGUGUGAGUAGUCCAAUUCAACCAGCUCGUGAUCGUGUCAGCGUUCCAUUUUUUCUUGAACCAAAUGCCGAUGUCAAAUUAAAAACAGAUGCUAAAAGUCCAGAAUGUUAUUAUGGUGAAUAUCUCAUUAAUAAAGUUCGAAGAAAUUUUCAAUUUCAAGAUAAUAAUGAACAAAAAAUAUAUUCUACUUGA